Molecule: messenger RNA, 4896 nt
Organism: Hippocampus zosterae (dwarf seahorse)
Lineage: Eukaryota; Metazoa; Chordata; Actinopteri; Syngnathiformes; Syngnathidae
Gene: slc26a1
Product: solute carrier family 26 member 1
Exons: 8
Coding region: 676-2814 (712 amino acids)
Biological process (GO): transmembrane transport
Cellular component (GO): membrane
Molecular function (GO): bicarbonate transmembrane transporter activity; chloride transmembrane transporter activity; oxalate transmembrane transporter activity
Source: RefSeq, a predicted model, not a curated record
CUUCCCUCUCAUGACUUCCGAACAUCACAUCGGGCUGAUGGAGCUGGCGCACUUGGCAAGCGUGAGGAUUGAAAGAGACGAUGAUGAUGAUUCAAAAUUCCCAACUCCGAAUAAUGCUUCUCCCGAGAGUAUUAUGGAUGCUGGGCAUGUGGUCCUAAUAAACAGGCUGGUCACGGCGCAUCAAGAUUUCACAAUGAUCAUAAUUUUACACUCUCCUUUCUCUCUGCAAAUGUAACUGAUAUUGUUAAUUGUGUGAAAAUGAAUACUAUUAUUGAUUAAAUUUGAUUAGUUUGUUCACCGGUUGACUGGUUGUACCCAAGGUCAAACUCGUUAGCGUGCAUGUAGUCAUUGUGUCUGUGUGAGCUGCAAACACGCUUGACAGGCUGACAUAAAUAUUGCACUUCAGUCAAAAAUUGACUCGUUAAACCUUCUACACAAAUGUAAUGCGUCAUGCAAAUGAGGACAAGCCCCGCCUACUGCAAAUGACCAAGCCAGUAGAAAAAUGUUUGCUCAAAGGGCUGAUCUUAGUUCAUUCACUCAGUAAACACAGAAGACGUUGUUGUCACAUCAGACUUUGUGUUGCAGUUUGACUUCUCCCGGAGCACAGCUGACAACGCCGUCAUUAAGCCCUCCGCCCUUCUCUUCAUCUGCCACACACACUCCCCAUCUGAGGCCAUGGAGGAGGUCAAUCUGCGCAAAGAAAGCGUAACAGCCCAUCCACCAUCUUUGCUGGAGCGGAAGGCUCGCCAUGCGCCACCCACACUCUGGGUCCUCAAAUCCAAGCUGCAGCGGAGUCUGAGCUGCUCCAUGCCCCGAGUACGCUCCACCUUGUCCGGCUUCUUCCCCGUUGUGCGUUGGCUGCCCAAGUACAAACUGCGAGAGUACGUGUGGGGGGACGCCAUGUCCGGCUUGAUCGUUGGAAUCAUUUUGGUACCGCAGGCCAUUGCCUACUGCCUGCUGGCUGGAGUCGAGCCCAUCUAUGGAUUGUACACGUCAUUUUAUGCCAAUAUCAUUUACUUCCUCAUGGGGACAUCCAGACAUGUUUCCGUUGGAAUCUUUAGCCUGAUGAGUCUCAUGGUUGGACAGGUGGUCGACAGAGAAGUGUUCCUAGCUGGUUUUGACCUAAACGAGGAAUUCUCCGGUCCUCCGGAGUUCAACGGUUCAUUCAGCAUCAACCUCACAAGCAGUGAAACUCGGACAGUGGAAAUAAUGGGUGUGCAGUGUGGCAAAGAGUGUUAUGCUAUUAGCAUUGCUGCUGCUCUUACAUUCCUGGCUGGUAUCUACCAGGUCAUGAUGGCAGUGUUUCGGCUGGGCUUCGUCUCAGUCUACCUUUCGGCUCCCAUGUUGGAUGGUUUUGCCACAGGAGCCUCGUUCACUAUCCUGACCGUCCAAGCCAAAUACCUCUUGGGUCUGAAGAUUCCUCGCCAUCAGGGCUAUGGCACUGUUGUUGUAACCUGGAUCAACAUCUUCGCCAACAUUCACAAGACCAACAUAUGUGACCUUAUCACGAGUGCCAUCUGUAUCACCGUCUUAGUGGCAGGGAAAGAGAUCCAGGAACGCUACAAAGAUCGUUUGAAGAUCCCACUGCCGACUGAACUAGUCGUGGUUGCCGGAGCGACGCUGGCCAGUCAUUUUGGGAAUCUCAACCAUCAUUACGGCACCAGUGUUUCAGGUCACAUCCCCACUGGCUUCAUCCCUCCUCAAGUGCCCAGCUUUAGUCUGAUGCCAAGAGUAGCACUGGAUGCCAUUCCUCUGGCUGUUAUCAGCUUUGCCUUCACCGUGUCACUGUCCGAGAUGUUCGCCAAGAAAAAUGGCUACACGGUUCGACCCAACCAAGAGAUGCUUGCCAUCGGCUGCUGUAACAUCAUCCCCUCCUUCUUCCAUUGCUUCACCACUAGCGCAGCUUUGGCAAAAACGAUGGUGAAGGACUCAACGGGGUGUCAGACGCAGGUGUCAAGUCUGAUCAGCGCCUUGGUCAUCCUGCUCGUCCUGCUCUUCUUCGCGCCGUUUUUCCACGCUCUCCAGAAGUGCGUCCUGGCCUGUAUCAUCAUUGUCAGCCUUCGCGGGGCACUCAGGAAGUUCAAGGACAUCCCCGCUAAGUGGCGAGCCAGCCGUAACGAUGCCACGGUUUGGCUGAUUACCAUGUCGGCCACGGCUCUGAUCAGCGUCGAGUUGGGACUCCUUGUUGGCGUCACCUUCUCUUUGAUCUGCAUCAUCUAUAAAACUCAGAACCCUAGGGUCUCUCUCCUGGGCCGAGCCGGCGACUCUGACCUUUAUGAGGAUAUGGAGGAAUACCAAAACCUCGUCGCUCCAAGCCGAGUGAGAGUCUUCCGAUUCCAGGCUCCUCUCUACUACGCCAACAAGGACACCUUCCUAAAAGCCCUCUACAAAGCUGUCGGUGUGACACCUUUCUUGGAGAUGACCAGCCGGAGAAAGGCAGAGAAAAAGGCCAAAAAAAUGUCCGUGACCCAAGCCCAGGCCAAUGGGGACGCCAACAACGGAGACGUCGUCGUGGCACUCGUUCAAAGACAACUGGACUUCCACACCAUCAUUUUGGACUGUUCUGCCAUACCAUUCCUAGACUCCACCGGCCUGGUUGCCUUUAAGGGGCUGCUCAAGGAGUUUGCGGAGAUUGGUGUAAGAGUGGUCUUCGCCUGCUGUAACACCUCCCUCAUAGAUACCUUGCAGAAGGGACAGUUAUUUGGGAAGGGUGACAAAGACAUGAGCAAAAUGCUGUUCCACACAGUCCACCAUGCGACCCUGUACGUAAACAUCCAGCAGGCCGAUAAGAGCUCAGAAGACUCUGUUCUGUAGAACUUAAUGUGUCACCAGGUCUUGCGUGAGUUUUCUUCUGGUAUUCCGGUGUACUGUCCUUUCCAAAAAACAUGUAUGUUAGUUUCAUUGAGGACUCAAAAUGUUCUUGCAUGGUUGUUUGUCUAAAUGUGACCCGCAGUUGACUGGCAACCAGUCCUGGGUAUACCUCACCUCCAACAUAGCAGCAACGUCGCGUUGCAUUAAGCAAUGUUCGCGUCCACUCACCUCUGUCUGAAUCUGUACGAGACGGACCAAGAGCAAAACAAACCUGUUGGCUAAUCAUUCAUCGACAUUUUAAUUUAAUGAUCACCUCGGUGCCUUAAGUUCCACUUUUCGGAUGGAGCACUUUGCUAAAACACUUUUUGAGCCUUUUAGACCGCCGUCCUUCUCACUUGUGAACGGUCCUGCUGAAGUGAGACGAACAAGGCACAUUAUAAAUGCAUAAUAUCAGAUUGCAGAUGGAUAGAUAUGUGGUAGUACAGCAUGAAAUAUUCAUUCUUCAGACAAUGAAAACAUAAUGUAUGAAGCUGUAAGAGAAGGUAAAACACAAUUGAGAUCAAAACAAAACUAACCCGUCGGCACCAUCAAGCAAAUGAUUGCCUUUUCCUGAAGUGCCGCUUUUACUAUAGAGCACUUUGCCAAUACACUUUCUGACCUUUUCGGGCCACCACAGCUCGUAUGCUCAGUGGAGCCGAAACGUGAGCAAAACAAAUCCGAUUUUUCAUCGAUGUGAUGUCGUAUAAAAUGAUUCCGUGGAUUGAUGCAAAUACGUCAUCAUGGUUGUCACAUUGCGCAACUGUCUGUCCAUUCACAUACAGGCCUUAAGGCAACUAAACACUGUUGAGGAGCCUGUGAUAAAAUAAUACUUUAUUUUUUUUUUUUACAAGUAUGACUUUUAUUGUUACAGUAAUACAAUCCUAUUUCUUUUUGGCUAUGAAAUUUUGCAACUUGGGCGGCCAACCCCGUCACCCACCCACCCCGUGCUAUACCACUGACCCUAAGAGCAGUGUAUAUAUAUAUAUAUAUAUAUAUAUAUAUAUAUAUAUACAGUAUAGAUACCAGAUAGCUCGUCCUGCAUAUACCCUAAUAUAGACAGAUUCAUGCAUUGCUCAUUGAAAAACAAAGGAAAAUUUAAACACACACACGCGCACACACACACAUACAAAUGUAAUCUAACGCCACAGUGUUCUGUCAGUGUACAUAAAGUCAUUGCUCAUGUUCAUGUUUUUAGUUUUAUCAUAUCUGUUAAAUGUCUCGCUAAGUUUUAUUCAUUUCCUGAGUUUGGAAAUGCCCCGCUAGCCUUCCUCAGAGGAAGAACAGUAGCCAUUAAAAUGGGACAUUAUUUAAAUUAUGCAACAGCCAUCAUUCCAAUAUGAGAUGAACUGCUGCUUUUAAAUAUCUGAUGGCCUAAUUUAUUGGCUGAUAUGUAAAACAAUCGAACGCGUGCCUCAAACCUCUCAUCUUUCUUUGCGAUGAUAUGAACACAGGAGACCUGCUCAAUUUCAACCCAAUAAAGAUAUGUCUUGUCGAUGGUGACUGAUGUUUAGUUUUCUUCAUCCUUCACGAUGCAUCCGAAUACCCAGCCGGAUCAAGAUGGCUGUAUUUGGAUUGGAUUAACUUUAGUGUCAAAUGUAUUGUAUGUGCAACUCAUAGCAAAUAUUUAGUUGAUUAUUUGGACCUUUGCUCGACGUGUCAUUAAUCACACUAAUCCAGGUGGCCAAAGUCGACACUUAAUGAUUUAACCAACCAAAGCCAAUUAUUACCCGAGACGUCAAAAUCAUUUCCUAGACGGUUUAAACUCUCAACUGUGUUCCCCUCGAAACCUUUAACUUGUACUAUCACCACUUUUUCUAAUAGCUGCAAUUCUCUUCUAUUUGUCACUUUUUUUGUUUUGAAAAUUAAAUUUGCCUUGUUAAAAAGUGAAACUGUCUCUAACAUUCAUUUUAUUGUCCAUUUUUUUAAUGCAUUUUGAAAACUCUUGAAAGAUGUAUGGCUGUCUUUUGAGCAUUCCUUUUUGCAAUUGUGUUGGACAUUCGUGUGUGAGCAUGUUUAAUACUUGAAAUAAACUCUAUGAGUAAGAUA